GGAAAGACCACAAACAGGCAUAAAAGUUGCACGACCGGAUUACGUACUGAAAAACGCACGUGUUGGAGUUGGUUUGAUUGAAGAUUUCUUUAGCAGCGAAGCGGUGAAGAGCGGAGAACUCGACAGUCUUUCGGCGAAAAAGAAAAACGUUCUAACGCAAGGUUCGGCACGAGCGGAAGUCCCGUUUUGCACGCCUUUCAGACUUUCAAGCAAAAAGCGUACCGGUUAAUGACAAAGGACGUUAAUAUGACUUCGGAAACAGCCAGUGUGCCACCACCCGCCGUCUGGGCUCAAAGAAGCGAUGUCAUAUAUCUAACGUUAAACGUAGAAUGCACCGAGCCGGAGAUCAAAUUCACCGAUGAAUCGUUGGUGUUUAGCGGAGUCGGAAAACCGGAAGGGAAAAAAUAUGAAUUAAAUGUUGAAUUUUACGAAAAAAUCAAUCCGGAAAAGGUUGCAACGAAGAAUAUCAAACGUUGCAUCGAAUUUGUCAUUGCCAAAGCGGAUUCUCAGACACCUUACUGGCCACGGCUGUUGAAAGACAAGACCAAACCACACUGGCUGAAGGUGGACUUUAACCGAUGGGAGGACGAAGGUUCCAAUGACGAAGAGGGAAAUAACGUUCCCGAUCUGGAAGACUUGCUGCGGAUGAGAUCGUCCGAAAACAAGAAUGAACUAUCCUUCGACGAUUUAAGCGAUGAGCCGGAGGGUGAUUCGGACGACGAAAGCAUCCCGGGGCUGACGGAUUCUUAAAUUCUGAACCUGCUUCGGAACGUCACGCAUACCCCCCGCCCGUGUAGCUGCAACCUACCACCCUGCCCAAACCCGCCCAUAUGUUGCGCGUUCACAGUGUCGUAUAUGGAAUGUAAUUGGGAUAAAUUGCGUGCCGUGUAGAGCGUGUUUUGUUUUCAUUCGCCACCUCUUCAAGCAGCGUCAUCAGCUAGAAUUAGGUACGGUCGCUGGAGUUGCGAGAACCGCCGGCUCUCGGACAGCAUACACACACAUACACUUAGGGACACACAGUUAAUAGGAAAGAAGGGUGUAGGAGUAAAGGAUCAAAAUGGCGCUCUUCUCCACUUGGUAGCAGGGAAACAGGAUAGACACUACGGAAAUGGGAAAUAUAAAAAUCAAUGGAAGUGAGGGGGGCGACGGAGAGGGAAAAUGAGAGAGAGUGUUCCAUACAAUAAUACUAUAGAAAUUAUCCUUAAACAACCAACCGACAAAACUCGUAUUGAAGUCAAAACAAACAAAAAAUACAACCAAAUGGAGUUUUGGGACGAAAGAUAA
Molecule: messenger RNA, 1284 nt
Organism: Anopheles moucheti
Lineage: Eukaryota; Metazoa; Arthropoda; Insecta; Diptera; Culicidae
Gene: p23
Exons: 4
Coding region: 229-750 (173 amino acids)
Biological process (GO): chaperone-mediated protein complex assembly; protein folding
Cellular component (GO): nucleus; cytosol
Molecular function (GO): Hsp90 protein binding; protein-folding chaperone binding
Source: RefSeq, a predicted model, not a curated record